Ogataea angusta is the source of this 477-nucleotide messenger RNA. RefSeq lists its product as uncharacterized. The coding region runs from base 1 to 477 and encodes 158 amino acids. The record is from RefSeq and is a predicted model, not a curated record. Lineage: Eukaryota; Fungi; Ascomycota; Pichiomycetes; Pichiales; Pichiaceae. The transcript is spliced from 2 exons.
AUGCCAGACAGAAAGACCCGACAUCGCCGUGUCCCACACGAAGUAGCUCGCGGCCAGCGUGCUGUACAUUUCGGAGUACGGCGUAGUCGCAAAAACACGGUCCUGGUUGAGGUAUUUGUUGUCGAGCAGCGGGAUCGCCAGCACCACAAUCAACGUGGACUGGAUGAACGACACGACCCGCAUGCUGAAGUCGAGCCGGUCGGUUUUUUUCGGCACCAGAGACCGCAUUCGGGGCAGCAGACAAAGCAGCCGACACACCAGAUACAGCCCGUGAUAGAAGAGCACGCCGAACACCAGCACGUCCAGGACCUCGAGCAGCUUGCUGCCCGUGCGGUCUGGCACAAUGGCGUCCAAAAACGGGACCCGGACGGCGAUCGGAACGCGGUACUCGCAGGAUGCCCUAAAAUUCGAAAUGAGAUCCAUGGAAAAGUAUUUCCGUGCAACACCACCUUACGUAAAUGGAAAAAUAAAAUUUAA